AUGGAGCCCCGGACGAGAUUGGACCCAAUCGAGAGCGUGUGGGUGCUCGUCUCCGUCUCCGCACGGCUGUUGACCCAACCGGCGCCCGCGGGUCCAACUGCUGCCGUUGCUCCUCGUCGCUCUCGACCGGACUCUCGCUCGACGGCUGAAUCCACCGCAUCCACUUCAUCCACACCCGACCGACUUUCCCCAGCCUCGUCUCUUUUGCUCUGGACUCGCGUGCGGCCCUCCGCCGUCCGAGCUUUUUUUUUCCUCGUCGACGUGGUCUCGCGACUUUGGGGGUCCUCGCAGAGCCCAGUCUUUGCUUUGCUGCAUCCUGACCUCUCCCAACGGGGUUGCGGCGCUCAUUCCAUCGUCAGAUCUCAUCCUCCGCCGCCGACACAUUCUUCAACAUCGUCAGUGCCGCUCAUCAUGCCGGACAUGCCUGCCCUCUUUCAUCAUACGGCCUCCCCGCCCCAAGUCGAUCUUGCCAGCGCCAAUUCACAAUUCUUCCAAGUGCCCGUGUCUGCAUCAGCAUCCUCCUCCCUCUAUUCUCUUUCGAUCAGUCGCAAGCGACCGCGUCGGGAUGCCGAAAAGUUGACUGCCACGUUCGAGGCCUCGUCCGAGGUUGCGUCCGCAUCUUUGUUCCUCCAGCCCAAUCAUCCGCACACCUCGAUUGCGCACGAUCAACGGCUGCGUGCGCUGGAACUGGACUAUCGCCCUAACCGAUAUCGCGAGUCGUUCCUCCCACCCUCGUUGGCCAAUAGCGUCGACUCGAUCGAUCCCGAUUCCCUCGGAACGAGCCGCAAGCGCACUCGCCGAGACUCCCUCCUCACAUCGCCCGGCCCAGAAACGGACAGGCCUGAGAGCGGCCCCAUCGGCUGGGGCCGGACGGUGAUCAACGUGGUGGGCAAAGUCUUGGAUUUGUGUUGGUCGGGGGCGUUUCGGGGCUUCUACGCUGGCGGAGGGCCAGGGUACGAUUUGCCAACAGGGUCCCCAUCCCGACACCCCACGAGCUGGGAGAGAGAGCCUCCAGUGUCGAGCGAGAAUGAGAAGGAGCGCUUUUUCCCGUCCCCGAUACCGGGCCAAUACCCGGAGGAAGAUAUCGACCGCAGCUGGGUGGUGAUCCCUGCAGCAACGGCCGACUCCUGCGUCAACGACUUGGCCCCUAGUCCCUCUAUCAGGGCUCGUCGUGUGCAUCAAGCCUCAAGCCCUCGACGUCGACCGGCGGUCAUGCCCAAGUUACAGAAGCGAUCCUCCAUAUCCAGGGGUCCUGCCACCCCGACCAAAAAUCCUAGUCUGCCCUCGCCACGAUUACGCGAAGGACCGGACUCGGCGGAGAUGAAACGCGUGGCGGCGCAGAUCCGUCGACGGGAGCGGGAGGAAGAUGCCAGCAUCAAAAGGCUGAAUCGUCAGCUCCAAGCAAUGAUCAGAGAGGGGAAAGAGGCCUUGGGGUCGACCGUUGAAGUGGAGGACUUGGACAUGGACUUUGACUGA
This is a messenger RNA of Penicillium oxalicum, 1476 nucleotides long. RefSeq lists its product as uncharacterized. The transcript has a single exon. The coding region runs from base 1 to 1476 and encodes 491 amino acids. NCBI's taxonomy places the organism in Eukaryota, Fungi, Ascomycota, Eurotiomycetes, Eurotiales, Aspergillaceae. The record is from RefSeq and is a predicted model, not a curated record.